UUCUAGUCAGGGGUCACUGGACUUGCAGCGCUUCUGUAUAAAGACGCAGUCAGAAAAGUUAUCCGCCACUGCUUUUAUUCCAAAGUUAUUAGCUGUUUGGUAUCAUUAUAUUGUUUUUUGUUUGUUUGUAUCCGUACAUUUCAUACAAACUGAAGAGGUUUUGCAGUGAGCAACCAAAGCGAUGGACCAGAAAACAGGAAUAGAAAAGAAAGGUCAGGCAGAGGAGAGAGUGAGGAGAAUCUCUUCAGAUCUAGGCUGUGAGAGUUUGGGCUUGAAGUGAGCGGAGAAUAUCACAGAGCUUUGCAAAAGGAAUAAGAUCAAGAAACCAUACUCAACCAGUGGGUCUGUGGAAAUGCCUGUGGGGUCUGUGGAUAUGACAGAAUUCAUGAAUGCAGCCAGUCAAGGCAAGCUGAAUACAAUAGACAAGUAUCUGGCAGAUGGUGGGAAUCCUGAUGUUCAUGAUGAGUUAAAGAGGACAGCACUACAUCGGGCCUCUAUGGAAAGACACACUGCAGUGAUCCAAAUGCUUCUAGAAAACGGAGCUGAUAUCAACUUCAAAGAUCAACUGGGCUCCUGGGCCACACACUGGGCCUGCAGGGGAGGAAGCCUGGACGUUGUUAAAGCUCUGAAGAGCCAUGGGACUGACCUGAAUGUUAGAGAUAAGUUGUAUAGCACUCCUUUGCAUGUGGCCACAAGAACAGGCAACACGAUCAUUGUGGAGUAUCUGCUGGCCUGUGGUGUCAAGAUCAAUUCCUGGGACAGGGAAGGGGACAUGGCCAUGCAUGAUGCAGUGCGGCUCAACAGUUACAAAAUAGCGAAACUGCUCAUAGCUGCAGGAGCUGACACAAACAUAAAAAAUCAUGAGGGAGUGACUGCAGUCCAGCAGGUAAGACAAUGGCAGUUUCACAUCAUGGAGACCCUGCAGAAUCUGAUGCCACCUGACAACACCUCAAGAGAGGAGUGACAACUAUUCUUUAUAACCUCACUUUAUAUCUGUCUCAGGUUCAAUAUUCAUUCUGUAAGUCCACUAUGGGAUCAGAGCACAUCAUGCUUGAGUAUAUGCAUCAUCCUAUAGGAAUGAACAGAUGUGAGGUGCACUCACCAACAAAAUCUGCCUUUCCAGGGCACGGCUGUUAAGUCUCUGAGAUUAGUCUGAACUGUGACACUAGAAAAUGUCAGCUUGCAUGUGACUGAUUCAAGAUGAUCUUAAGAAGUAGAAAAACAUAUGAAUGAGAAAACAAUUGAAUUUCUCAUACCUUAUGCCAAGCUUUGGCUUUUGAUAAUUACUUUCACAGAGAUUUAUGAUCUGAGGAGCACUCUCGUUGAUGUUUCAUGUCUGAUUCAUAAUGCCUUUGUAAGUUGAAUAACAUUAAUAGAUAGUAUUCUGCAUAAGCUGAAUUUAAAUAUACAUCAAGCGACCCUUGUUUUAUAACACACAGUAGCACUGUGUUUGGAGACGUCCGCUGACGAUAGCAGAGAUGGCUGGUAUGCCCCGGCUAAAGUCAGGGAUUCAAGGGGAGUUCAGUGGACAUAUUUUCCUUCUAUCAUCAGUGGCUCAAAUGUUCCUAAGGGAGACUGGUCAUUUACAGUGGGGAAACCAACAGAUUGCUCAUUAUAGUUGUUUAUGUAUACUUAAUCAUUAUGUAUACAGCCAUUCAUUUCAUGUGCACAUUAUGUUUGACAAAUAUUGCCCUACUGCUAUGUGAUUAUAAAAAGCUGUUUUGAAAAGUG
Scomber scombrus (Atlantic mackerel) is the source of this 1731-nucleotide messenger RNA. It is a transcript of the gene ankrd2, whose product is annotated as ankyrin repeat domain 2 (stretch responsive muscle). Gene Ontology annotation, biological process: regulation of transcription by RNA polymerase II. Lineage: Eukaryota; Metazoa; Chordata; Actinopteri; Scombriformes; Scombridae. Gene Ontology annotation, cellular component: nucleus. Gene Ontology annotation, molecular function: RNA polymerase II-specific DNA-binding transcription factor binding. The record is from RefSeq and is a predicted model, not a curated record.